GCCUUGUGUGACCUUGGUUGGUGGACGAAGAAUCAAACUUCGACCCCUUCGUUCGAACCAUCUGGUGGGUUCUUCGCAUGGUGGCAUGAGCUUCAUUUGCGAAAGACAUUGUGGUUCUUUGUUCAAACGCAGUGUCGACUCCUUAAAUCUACUUCACGGCUUCUGGCAACGUGAUGAAGCUUUGAGGAGGGAAGAUUUCCUAACACUUCAACGCACAAUUGAUUCCUGGUACUUUGGCUUUGGUAGUCCUGCGGUUGCCGGAUUUCUUGAGUCCGUCGCCGAUGAUACCGGUGGAACAACUUUGGACACGUCAAUGCAUGGUCUGAUAAGAGAGCAGAUCGCUGAUCUCAUGCGCAUAUCUUGUACUGGUCCUUCUGGCGACAUUCGGUCCGCUGCUGGAAACAUUUUGCUGGACCUGAAGACGAAAAAGGGAUUCCGUAUACCUACCAUAAACUUACAGUCUCCAAGCAACAUGAUAAGCAUGCGCGAGGUUGCUCCUCUAGCAUGCCUCAAAGAAGAGCCUUCCGAAGAUGACAACAUGUACAUAACAUACGCUUUAUUCCGCGAAUAUUGGUUUCAGUGGGGAAGGCUUGAGAAUUAUAUUUGCGUGAUGGGCUUCCAUCCGGAAUAUUUGGAAUGCUACAUGAAAAUGCAGGCUCACUUGUUUCAUGCAGAUCUGCCAUUACCGUAUCCCGAUCGACAUUAUCUGGCCGUCCUAGCUGCCUCUGAGCAAAGGUGUAUUUACUUAGUCUUACUCUUCGCCCGACAGUUCCCAUAUGUACUCGAUGGCCAGCGUUUGCUGAACAAACUUAUUUCGGAUUGCUGUAUGUACUCUCCCACCCUUCAGCACGGAAACCUUCACAGCCCCAUAGAAAAUUCUCCUCAGAAGACCACUGGUGUCCACCUCCCAGCAACGGAACUACUCCAGCGGAUACAAAGCGAAGAUCCUGGCCUGGAGGAAGUAAAUGAGGAUGUUGUCGCGGAGCACUUUAAAGUCGUUGUACAGUUGAAUGAAGCACUUGAUUCGACUCACUCUGUGUCAGCAUCCUCCAGAGCAUCUGAAUUAUUAGGAUGCCUUAACGCGCAUCCUGCAAUCGCACGUUUCUUGGAUUCUCUUGACUCCGGUUACGAGAACUUCAAUGCCCGACCGUUCCACGACAUAAGACGGAAUCAUCGAGUUAACAACGACCACGAUCACAUUGAAAGCGAAAUGAGUCUGCAGGAGGAAUUGGAAAAACGAUUCGCUGAGCUCGAUACUGACAGUGACGGAAAAAUAACUAUCAAAGAGUACGAGGAGGAAUUAAAACGUCUCGGACUACCUGAAUCGUUAGCACAGAAAUUUGUUAAACUAUGGGACGCAAAUGGCGACGGAAUUAUCACUCAGGAAGAGUUUGUGGAAACAUUGAGGACUACGAAAUGGUGA
Molecule: messenger RNA, 1423 nt
Organism: Dicrocoelium dendriticum
Lineage: Eukaryota; Metazoa; Platyhelminthes; Trematoda; Plagiorchiida; Dicrocoeliidae
Source: the annotation of a GenBank genome assembly